This is a messenger RNA of Salvia hispanica, 2680 nucleotides long. NCBI's taxonomy places the organism in Eukaryota, Viridiplantae, Streptophyta, Magnoliopsida, Lamiales, Lamiaceae. The record is from RefSeq and is a predicted model, not a curated record.
UAGAAUACAACACUCAAAUUCCAUACAAACCCUCUCUCUCUAGAAAUCAAUGGAGUCGAGCUUAUCUUUGGCUCCGCAAGCAAUUUCAUUAAUCACAUGCUCUCCUGUUUUUUCGCCUCUCUCUUCUCGAGCCGUCGGACUCCUCCGCAGCGAGUUCAUCGGAAACGGACGCAAUAUCCGGUUGCCGCGGCGGAGAUGCAGGAAAUUAUGGCCGAAAUCCGAGCCUGGUUGCGGUAAGUUUCUCUUCAGAGCGUCGCUCGACUCGCAGUCGAUUGUCGUCGUGGCCACGGCGGUCGCAACCGUCUCUGCUGCAGCUGUUGUGUAUCUCGCUUAUAAAAGGGAAAAAGCUCGAUAUCAAUCAAUGUCAGGACGGCUAACCCUAGCUCUAUCAGAGCAGAAAAAAUUUUGUGACCGCCUGGAUUCUCACAGAUGCAAAGCACCUACGUUUGGGGAAGAAGAAUCCACUGACAUAAAUCAAUAUUCUAAGAAGGAAACUAGAGAAAAUAAUGGCGCUGACAUCAAUUUUGGAGAAGCUAAUGUGAUUCCUGGAGGUGCUCUCGUUGUAGAGGCACCAGAAGAAGCUGCACCGGUUCGGACUUCUUUGGAGAAGUUGGAUAAUUUGGAAGAGUUGCCGUCUUGCGCUACCCUUCAAAGUUUCAGCUGCUAUUCAUCCCUUCGUAACAUGGGUGGGGGAUCAGAGAAGCUUGAAGAGGAAAGGCCUACGAGAUAUUAUGGUCAGGUCUUUCUCUACAAGAAGGACUCAAGAAACCAGAGGAGAUCAAGGAAAACGGAAAAACAGAUUUCGCAUACAGAUGGAACCAAACACUUGCCUCCCUCUUUUGAUCCCGAGCAGAAACAUGAAAACAACAAUCAUACCUUGUGGCAAUUACGUGUUUACGAGCAACUCCUGAGGGAUUGCAGGUUAAAUGAAUGCAUUGAGUUGCUUGAAGAUAUGGGAAAUGGUUCAUUUGAUAUGGAUAAGAUUUACCACUCCAGAUUUUUUGAUGUCUGCAAACGCCAGAAGGCAGUCAAGGUGGUUUCGUUUACCAGGCUUAUACGAAAUCCCACUCUGAGCACAUUUAAUAUGCUUAUGUCUGUUUGUGCAAGCUCUCAAGAUUCAGAAGGUGCCUUUCAGAUUCUACAACUUGUUCAGGAAGCUGCAUUAAAUGCUGACUGCAAACUAUACACAACGUUAAUAUCGACUUGUGCUAAAAGUGGUAAAGUGGAUACGAUGUUCAAGGUUUUCCAUGAAAUGGUAAAUGGUGGAGUUGAACCAAAUCUUCACACAUAUGGUGCACUCAUUGAUGGUUGCGCAAAAGCAGGGCAAGUUGCUAAGGCGUUCGGGGCCUACGGAAUACUCAGAUCAAAGAAUGUAAAGCCAGACCGAGUAGUUUUCAAUGCGCUUAUCACUGCAUGUGGUCAAUCAGGAGCAGUUGACCGUGCAUUUGGCGUGUUAGCUGAAAUGAGAGCAGAGUUACAACCAAUAGACCCUGAUCAUGUCACUGUAGGUGCUCUGAUGAAGGCAUGUGCUAGUGCUGGACAGAUUGAUCGAGCCAGAGAGGUGUACAAUAUGAUUCAUCAGUAUGAUAUCCGUGGCACUGCUGAGCUUUACACUAUUGCUGUGAAUAGCUGCAGUCAUCGUGGUGAUUGGGAGUUUGCUUGUAGUGUAUAUGACGACAUGAUCCGGAAAGGUGUCGCUCCUGAUGAGAUGUUUAUCAGCGCAUUGAUAGAUGUAGCAGGGCAUGCUGGGAAAGUGGAUGCUGCAUUUGAAAUUCUACAAGAAGCUAGGGCUAAGGGAAUGCAUGUUGGGAUCAUAUCAUAUAGCUCCUUGAUGGGAGCAUGCAGCAAAGCUAGAGAUUCAAAGGCGCUGGAACUGUAUGAGGACAUUAAGAGGUCUACUCUGAAACCUGGAGUGUCACUAAUGAAUGCUUUGAUAACUGCUUUGUGUGAUGCAGAUCAACUGCAAAAGGCCUUGGAAAUCUUAUCUGAGAUGAAGAGCACUGGUGUAUGCCCAAACAUCAUAACUUACUCUGUUCUUUUAGUGGCAAGUGAAAAGAUGACCCUAGAAGCUGGCCUCAAGCUUUUUUCUCAAGCAAAACAGGAUUCUGUUGCUCUAAACCUUGUAAUGUGCCGAUGUCUCAUAGCUAUGUGCCUACAGUUCCAAGCCGAUUGCUCAGCUGGCGAGCCUGUUCUAUCUUUCACCUCAGUUCAGCUUAAUAGUAAAUGGACAUCCUUGGCCCUAAUGGUGUAUAGGGAAACAAUUGUAGCUGGUGUAGCACCUAGGAUGGAUGAACUUUCACUUGUUUUGGGUUGCCUUAAGUUGCCUCAUGAUAUAUCUGUGCGAAAUAGACUCAUUGAGAAUCUUGGAUAUAAUAGUGGCCCAUCAAAAGGUGCAAACUUGUGUUCCUUGAUUAAUGGCUUUGGGGAAUAUGAUCCUCGCGCUUUUUCUUUGGUUGAGGAAGCUACUUCUCUUGGAGUUAUACCAUUAACCUCUAUGAAAGACAGCCUCAUAGUUGUUGAUUUGAGAAAUUUUCAGGUUCACACAGCUGCGGUGUACCUCUUACAGUUCAAAAAGGUCUCAAGCACGCUUGGCUGCUGGGUAAGCCAAGAAGUUGCAGCACUAUUGAGGAGACUUGGGCUAUCUAUCAAGGAAACGGAUCUUAUGGAAAGAUCCGCAUAA